Molecule: messenger RNA, 1107 nt
Organism: Priapulus caudatus
Lineage: Eukaryota; Metazoa; Priapulida; Priapulimorpha; Priapulimorphida; Priapulidae
Product: atrial natriuretic peptide receptor 1-like
Exons: 9
Coding region: 1-1107 (368 amino acids)
Biological process (GO): receptor guanylyl cyclase signaling pathway; cGMP biosynthetic process
Cellular component (GO): membrane
Molecular function (GO): peptide receptor activity; guanylate cyclase activity
Source: RefSeq, a predicted model, not a curated record
AUGCAGGGUGGCGGCUGGCCGCCGUCGUCGGCGCACCACAUGAUGGCGGCGGCGGGCAUGCAGGGCUCGUGCAUGGCGCCGCACGUCAACAUGCCCAACUUCAUGGGCGUCGUCUCGCAGCAGCAGGGCCAGCUGCAGCCGACGAUGUCGUCGACGUCGAUGCAGGUCCAGCAGAUGGCGCAGCAGGCGCCGAUGACGUCGACGAUGCCGAUGACGUCAUCGAUGCCGAUGACGUCGAUGCCGCUCGGCUACGCGCCGCCGGUGAAUCCGUUUAUAGGAGGUUUCCAUGACAGCGUCCUACUGUACGCGCAUGCGCUCAAAGAUUUACUCGCCGACGGUGGCGACCCCCGAUCCGGCCACGCUCUCACCGCUCUCAUGUGGAACCGGACGUUUACAGGUAUCACGGGAGAGGUCGUCAUUGACGCGAACGGCGACCGGGCGUCGGACUAUUCACUGCUCGACAUGCACCCGGUAACAGGAGAGUGGCACGUCGCCUACAAUUACUACGGCGCUCGCAAGGAAUUUGAGCCGACAGAGUACGCCAUCCACUGGCCUGCUGGAAGGACGGAUCCGCCGCCGGACGAACCUGAAUGCGGAUUCAGAGGUGACGAUCCGGUAUGCGAAAGCAAAGAGGAAGGUGGAAUUACAAGCGCCACAAUAGCUAUAAUAAGCUUCAGUGUUAUUCUUGUGAUCGGUGGGGCCAUCUGUUUCAUGCUAUACAGGAAGAUGAAGCUCGAAUCUGAUCUCAGAGACACCUGGUGGAAGGUGUCGUGGCAGGAGGUCAACCUCACAAAGGAGAAGGGCAGGCGGAGCGCUUCUGGAUUGUCGAUACCCACAUCUGCUGGUUCCGCGGCGUCUGUCAUAGCGGGACAACAGACACAUAAUCAAAUCUUUACUAAAGUCGGCACCUACCGGGCAAAGCUGGUAGCGGUGAGAGAGACGAAUCAUAAACUGGAUAUCAACAGGAAAGUGUUAAUGGAGUUCAAUAAGGUAGGAGAGGCUGUGCAAACUAAUGCAGUAUGGGUAUGGAGGAAACGAUCGCUGGAUUCAAGCGAAGAGGAUUCCCCCAAUGUGCAGGUGCCAUCGAUGGCACUCACCUUCCCAUAA